Molecule: messenger RNA, 7596 nt
Organism: Astrephomene gubernaculifera
Lineage: Eukaryota; Viridiplantae; Chlorophyta; Chlorophyceae; Chlamydomonadales; Astrephomenaceae
Source: the annotation of a GenBank genome assembly
CUUGUCCUCCCUCUUGAGGGGCAGUACUGGUAUACUGCAACCUACGUAUGCUGUGAAGUACUCCGUGUGUCUCGGCUUGGCUUUCACUGUGUGAGCGUUCUAUUACUUCUAGAAAUACCUGGAGAGGAACACCUCGUGAGGCCUUAGCCUCUUAAUAAAAACUAAAAACAACAAAAUUCCCUUUUAUUUGCGCUUUCCCAGGUGCCUACCACGAAAGGGAAAAUUAACUACUCGACAAUGAUUAUCAAACAGCUUCAGCUGUUUGGGGGGCUUUAAGCCAAGUCGCGCAGCGCGGGUCGAGUGGUCAACGCUCUGGAACAAUAGCUGGAGGCACAGAGUAAAGGAGACGCGUUCAGCGUCGUGGUCAGCAUCUGCAGGGAUUGCUUGAAAUACGUCUCGCUUGGACGUACUCCGCGACUCGGAGGCCCUAAGAAAGCUGGAGCCCAUUGGACCUCUUAGUCCUAUUAUUUAUCUUUCAUGGACCUCGGCAAGGAGACAUUAACUGAAGGACCUGUCCGUGAUGCGGCGGCCUGCUGCAGUCUCGGCCGAGCAGGCACGACACGUAAGGUACCGGACUCUGUUUCCGUGACGGUAGCUGUACGUGCGCCGGACGAAGCAGAAGAAGAUGACGAUGGACAGGAGGCUACCCCGCAAGGACGUAGGCGGGGCCGGGAGCGGUUCGUGGCGGGCCAAGUGCGGGGAACCUUCCACCCAGACUUGUACCUCUCACAGCAAGAUUGCAUAAUGUACAAGGGGAAGCGUGUCGGCCGGAGUAAAUUCGAGCGGUUGGGCAACUCGAGUAUGGCCAAGUGGUAUCGGUCUAUACGCGUCAUACACGACGACGGCAGCUUGGAGCCGUUGGGAGAGUGGUUGUUGCGACACGGUCUUCCCGUACUGAAGGGCAAGCACCGUGUAAGCCGGAAGCGAGCGGCGAACGCAAAGGAGACGGCUGACGACGACGCGGCGGAAGCGGGGUGCGACGACAACGGUGACGCCGACGGCGGAAGCGAUGCGUCUGGAGGUGAGGACUCUGCUUGGACGCUUCGCUCUCCUCCGUCAGGUCGACGCUGCCGGAGCCGACGCGGCGGCGGCGGCGGCGCCGUCAGCGACGACGAUGAGGCUUCAGAGCUGCCGAAUGUACGGCAGCUUGGCGGCGGUGCCGCUUCCGUCAGCAAACUUGUCCGUGCCGGUGUUUCACGAAACCGAACGCUGCGGGGCGCCUCCAGCGGAGGGCACAAAUUGCACAGUGCAGCGACGGCGAGGGAGUCUGCGGUGGCCGCCCCCGCCGCCGCCACAGUCGCCGCCUGCGGAGCAACCCGCGCCUCGGCGCCCAUGUCAGCACCCGUAGGUACGGCAGACGUCAGUGGCGCUUGCAGUGACGUCUUGGGAUGGCAGGACUGCUCGGUUUGGGACGAAGAUGAUGAGGAGGAGGGAAGGGCAAUGGACGGCGGCGGGGGAGGAGGUGAAGACGACAUGGACGUGCUGCGCAGCGGUGGUAUAAGCGGUUGCGACAAUGCAGCCAAGGCGAUGUGGGAACUUUUCCGCGACGGACCCGUGGUUCAGCCGGACUUUGAGGCCCUUGAGAUCACCGGAGUCGCCGACGCCGCUGCCGCCUUUUCGCUUGCGAUGGGCGCGCCGUUGGAGAUGGUUGACGGCGUGCCUACACUGGCACCGUCGGCUGUUGCAGUGGCCCCAAAGGCCCUAACGGUCAACCCGGAACCGCUUGUGGAGUUUAAUGCUCCCAACAGCACGGGCUACGCUACAAGCGGCGUAGGCGGCUCCGGCGGGGUUCCGUGGUCGCAUGCGUGGUCUAACGCUCCCGCAGUCUCAGGACCCAUGGGUCAAGCCGGCGCACAUCCAGUCGCUGCUGUCGCUUCAGCGGCGGUGUCGGCGGAUGGCAGCAGUUUCCCGGCUACACCUUUCAUCAUGGUUCAACAACGGGCAGCUUCCUGCGGCUUUCCGCAUAUGCCACAACAGCCUUGGCCGUCGCAGCAGCAACAGCAGCAGGUGCAGAUGCAGCAGCAAGCGGCAAGCAUGCCAACGUCCGGCAGCAAUCGCCCUCUGCUGCCCCGGCCCUUCCAGUCCAUGACUGCACAAUGGGAUCUGGAUUCCGGAGAUCUCAACCGCAUUGCGGAAUGGUCCAUCUCAGGGCCCCCGGCGGCCCAACGCCCCUUUGCCGCCUUCAACUCGGCUCGAAGCCAGGACCUUCUUCAGCAACAACAGCAGCAGCACCACCACAGCCUAGCACAUCGGAGCUCGGGAACCAUGCUCUCUUCCGCAGAUCAUUCCUUCCUGCCAGCGAAUGGCGGCAGCUGCAAUGUUGCGGGCUCGGCUGUGGCGCCGUCCGCCGUACAGCUUCCCGCACCGCACAACUCGCACCCGCAUUCGCAGCAGCAACAUCAGCAGCCAGGGGUUCAACCGUCCUCCGGGGGAGGGGGGCCGGCGACGGCAGGGGAAAUGUUUGCGAUGCAAGGCAACUCUACGUUUGGGGCAUGCGGCGGAAUGGCCAGUGCUGGAGGCAUCAGUGUUGGGUUUGGUAUGGGCAUGGGCGGCUGCAGAGGCGGCGUUGACGGGCCUCUAGGGUCGAGCAGUAGCAGCUACCCGCUCCAGCCCGGGGGCUGCAUGGCGCCCAUGGCACCUGGGGUGCAAGGUUCCGUCCUGGAUGAGUACGAUCGCUGUGCGGCACUUCGGUCUCGGCAAGCAGCAUGCGUGAGGUUGCGGGAUUACGUUCCGACGGCUGGGCAGUUUGAGCCCGGUGGUAGUGGUGCUGGUGGUUUCGGGGCGGCUGAGGGCGCGGCCCCAUGGGCCAGUCAGCCAGCCUCUUACGGCGGGCCUUCCUCUACUGAGUCCAGUACGGUCCCUGGGCCGGACCGGAGGCCGACACUCCAUCCUUCGCAGCAUCCGCAUCCGUCGCCAUUCUUGAUGGCCUUCGGCUCCAUGGUCGGAAGGCACCCGUCGCAAAUGCCGAACCACCAUGCAGGUUACUCGGGGCCGGCGUCAUCCUGUGCUGCCGUACAUGCAAGCAACGGCGGCGGUCCUAGCAGCGGCGGCCCUGUUAGCUUCGGGAGCAGCGUUCCUUCGCCCUGGUCAUCCGCAGACAGGGAUGGCCCCUUACCUGGUUACGCGGUUCCGGAGGCACCCGCGACGGCAGCAGCGUCCGCAGAUCCCACCGCGUCGAUGCCACAUCCCGCCGCGUCCGCUGCUGCCGUACAGCAAUCAGCCUCCGCCGGCGGCGUAAGCUCUGGUCCCGUACGCCGUACGUUCUCAAGUCCCCGCGGCUGGCCGCAUCACCCGUACUCUGGUUCGUACUACCCCGCCUUCCCACCUUACGCUCCGUACCCGCCGUACCGUCAUCACCCUCCGCCGCCGUUCCAUUACGCCGUACCACAACCCAGAUCAGCCGUAGCCGUACCGACUCAGGGAAUGCCGUCGAAAGACCCAACCGGCCAACAAGUGGCGGCUGCGGCGGCGGCAGCAGCCCGCGCGGGAUACCGUGCGCCGCCGCAGCUUUCAAUGAUGCGUUGGCAGCCGCCGCCACUGACGGUGCCGCGGGGCUAUGGCGCCGUCGUCGCCGACGAGUCACCGACCGGAAGAUUAGCAGUGAGGGGAUCUGCGGUGACUGCGCAACACAUGGCGGCUAAUGCGUGUGCUGCGGCGGAAUUGGCAGCUGCGACGGCGGCGGAGGCGGCGGCAGCGGCCGUUCAGGCUGUCGUGCUGCAAAGCACGGCUAGCGGCGGACCCAAUUCAGCCCAUGGGUCGUCCGCGGGGCCUUGUGAGGAGGCAGUGCCGCCGCCGCUGACGGCGCGCGACAGCGCUCCGUACGACAGACAGUGGUCUUCUUUCAGCCCGCCAGCGCCGUCGCCGCAGCAACAGCAACAGGGUCCCUUGGUGGCGAUGGCGGUGCGUACCGAGUCGUCGUCGCUACAGUCGCCGUCACCACAGUCGGCCGGUGGUCGGCGGUUGGCCAGGAAUCCGUCAAUGCCGUUAGCGGGAAGGUCCGCUGGCGGUUACGGCAUGCCGUACAUGCCGCAACACCCCUUGCAGUACGAGGUCGCAGCUUCUGGUGCUGGUGGUGGUCUUGUCGUACAAAGGGGCAGUGCUGGCGGCGCCGCUCCCGUUACCGCUACUUCGGCUGGCGAAGCCGAGUACGGGGCCGUCACAGUCGGGCCCUUCGACGCCGCCGCCGCCACUGGCUUCCACGCCAGCGGGCCCCUGACGCCAACUCGAAGCUUCACACCGCAGCAACAGCCGCACUGGCACCGUACAUGGGCCGUAGCGACCCAUGGGUCAGAACCGCUCGGGAGCCCACCGCCACAACAGCCGGCGGCCCAAGCUGCAUUACGUCAUGUCGUGUCGGAGCGUCACCUUCGAAUCCCGUAGGACAUGAACAUGACGCGCGAUCAGCUGUGAGGCGUCCGAAGGAUGUAUAAAAGGUUCGGAGGAGUAUAUUUGGAUGCGCUGUUGCGCGUUGUUGUGGCGUUGUGCGUGCGGCGGUGGUGGCGGUCGAUGAUGUAAGAUGGCAUGGGUGAUUGUCGAGGAGUUACAGUAUGCGAAUACUGGGAUGCUGGGGAUUACUAUGGCUCAUCAUGAGACGAUAGGCUUGCUGGCUUAUCGCUUCUGAGCGUGAUUCUGACUGUCUGCACCGCCUUCGGCCGAUGUAUGAAUGAAGAUCAGGUUAAAUGUGUAGCUGCAAGCGAAUUUCGGCAUUGCUGUUGACAGAUGCAUGUAGAAUCGCUGGUUAUGAUGCUGGUGGUUUGUGGCUAGUCGUUGAUGGAACUCUUUAGGUUUCCUUCGCAUAAGCAAGCCUUGCAUACCGGUAUGUUGUUGCGUGGGAAUGUUGGUGCCCGAACAUGGCACGGAACGGAGGGAAGCAAGUACGGCGCGCGCAUGUUUCCAGAGGAAAACGCUUGUCAGAAAAGAAGUAAGGUUUUGCGCAUGAUAACUAUUAUUGACCGCAAAUCGGAACAUACUGCGAUUGCCGGAAAAUGAGGUCCUUACCGAAACGCCACGAGUGGAGCAAAGUUUGUACACGCGGCAGCAGUGCAUUCACUGCUUACCAUGUGCCAUGCAGCUUGCUAACGCAUGCCUAGGAGGCGUAUGGUUACAUGGAGGUGUUUUGAGGAUCGCAAGGGUUAGUUUGAUCACCUACCGUAUCGAUAUGGGGAGAGAAUGUGCAGCUGCGUGCAGCAUGCAGCUGCUACACAGUGAUCAAUGUAGGGAGGGGUCGUUGCUACAGUGCCAGGCUGAGCCAUGCGGUAUGGGUGUGGCUGUUUAGAGGUACACGGGUGUGAACGUGGGUGGCACCGUUUUGCGUUUCAGAAUUGGUUUUAGUUUGCGGAUUAGGUUUUAUCUUGCGAUAGACUGAGGCACAAAACUCGUGCGGCUGUCCUAACGACCGUUUUUUCGCGUGAUGUUUUCUGUGGGUGGGGAGAGAGGCACAGGAAACAAACAUGGGAUGCCAAGAAAGCCUCUUCAUGUUCGUGACGACCGAGGCAUGACGGAUCGGAAAGUAAAUGCCGUGAACUGCCUCUGUUGUUGGUUUAAAUUUCUCUUCAGAUAUUCUGAACUCGGAGAUUCAGGCGAUGGAAUGGUUGUGUGUUGAUGCCUGCUGCAUGGGGUACAACCCUAUAUAGUGAUCGACGUGUAGCCUUGCAGAAUCGAAGCUUCGUUUUAUGCAGCAACGGUUUUUCUUGUUCUACUUCUGUGUUGUUUACAACGCAUGGUAUGCGAAGCGACUCGGAACAGCGUCUGUGGUUUUUAUGGUGAACGUUGAAUUCGGAACAGGUUAUGAUUGCUGCUGUUGGGUCUCGAGUUCUCUUGACUGCUUGCCGGUCGACUGGACCCAGCCAUGAUAUAGCCGACCGGGUAAGACAGUCAACAUGGAAAACAACAUGCGAUGCCGUUCAAGAAAAGAGGUUGGAAGGGUCAUUUGGGGCAGGAACUCCACACACGAAUUUCCCUGACACUGAAAUGUCUUUUUUAAAGAAGGCGUCUUGCCGAUGGAAAAAGGGUUACGUGCUCCCCUAUUAUUGAGCAGUCGACUUUGCUACGACGCGGGUACCUGUAGCAAGCACUCUGCCAGGCGCUCUGCAGCUUGGAUGCAUUGUUUAAAAUUUGCUUAAUUCAUGUCCUAGACGGUAGAUGAGUGGUGACUUCCGGUUUGCUUCCGGUGGAACUUCCUAGUUUCCCACGACACGCUUACGUACAUAAGUUCAGUACGUACGUGGACAGGUCUGACUUGUUGGGCGUUGGAUCACCCUGGCUCUGUUCGCGAGGAUUGCUAGUUUGCCGUUUUAGCCGUGCGGUCGCCCCACCCUUACAUGUUGCUAGCUGUUAUAUGUGCUAAAAGGCGCAAGCAGCGUGAACCCCCUUAAGAAUGAGACUGCAGGGCAGGCCUGAUGGUCGGUUGAGCGGCGGACCUGGUGGCAGCGCUUUUUUAUGGUUACAUGGUAUUUGGAUGGGAUGAGACAUGCGAGUGACUUUCGCUCGAAGGUUGGCCGGUGGAGGUUUAGCUGAACACACGGAUGGACGAUUAGCCACGUGACACAUGGCAUUACACUGCGUGCUGUGUUGAGGAUUCCAAUGCGCAUGCUCAUGUGUUCGGGCCACCCUGUGAGCUGUCCGGGGCUCACUGGUCACGCAAAUGCGCGCCUGCUGUGCUGAGGGCGUCAGAUGUUGGCCGGUUUCUUGUGUUAAUGUCCUCGUGCUGCUGUUUCUUGUAGUACCCUUGUUGCGCACACCGGAAGCGUUGAUGGUCGUCCUGCCGUGUUGCUUCGCGGGACACCAUGCGUUUCGCGGAAUGCUUCCUUGCCUCGUCGGUAUCGAGCCCGCCUUUUCGGUAUCUUCAAUUAUGUUGUUAGGUUAUGUGAAAUGGCCUUUGUUAGGCACUUCGGCUGUUGGAAAGUCAAAGUUCUGUGGCAAGUAUGAAUUCUAAACCUUUUUUAGGUCCAUACAAAUAUACGCGUCUUUCGCUACACUUGGCUGGGCUACACCGCCCGAGUACCAAGGUGGUCAUGAAGUAAGGCGUUCUUAAUACGGUUUCUUUUUUCGGUGUCAUGUUAAUAUGCUGUGUGGACUAGCCUGCAGCCUUUCCUAAUUGCUUAUUCUCACAGUGUGCGGGACUGUCUCUACGCCUUGGGAGACUUACCGGGGUAGUCCGGGUACGCAUGCAUGGGUUUCACGCUUCCACUCCUUUGGUUGGUUGCUUUGUUUGAAGUAUUUGGCGAGAUACAUGACUUCUUGUCCCACGGUACAUUUUUAAUAUGCUUGCAUGCUGUGGACUGGAGCGGGUAGGGCGGCAGUCCUGCAUUGAUCCUUUCUGAAUGCACGAACGGGUGCUUUUGGGGAUUGGAAGUCCUCAAAAGCGUGAUGAAGUAUUUGUUGCAUUGCCUUGUCCUGGCGGGGUUUAAGUGUUGCGCCCCCUUUCAUAGUUGCAAUGCUGCUGCUGGUAGCCGUAUAGACCCUGGUUGUCGGCACAGGUCGAAACGGUUUCCUGGCAAGUAUUUUCACAUGGUUGGGGUUUAGCUAUAUAACGUGCUAAUACGGGCGAGUAGAUGCGCCCGAUCACCGCCUCAGAUAUGUAACAUGUAAAUGUUC